GCGGAGAGACCUGUAUGUAAACAAUACAGAUCUCUCCUCUGUCAGCUCCUGCACACUGCUUUGUAUGGCUCUGCAUAGCACAGCCAUAUAAAGAAUUGUGCUUACAGUGGAAAGCACAUACACAGCACACAGUUAACCCUUUCAUCGACCCAGAUGUUAACCUCUUCCUGCCCAAUGUUAACCCCUUCCUGCCCAGUGUCAUUAGUACAGUGUCAGUGCUUUUUGUUACCACUGAUCACUGUAUUAGUGUCAGUGGCAGUUAGUUCCCCCCAGUGUCAGAAUGCCCUACGCAGUCCAGCUACAAGUCGCUGAUCGCUGCCAUUACUAGUAUAAAAAUA
Staurois parvus is the source of this 338-nucleotide messenger RNA. Lineage: Eukaryota; Metazoa; Chordata; Amphibia; Anura; Ranidae. The record is from the annotation of a GenBank genome assembly.